This is a messenger RNA of Peniophora sp. CBMAI 1063, 879 nucleotides long. The record is from the annotation of a GenBank genome assembly. NCBI's taxonomy places the organism in Eukaryota, Fungi, Basidiomycota, Agaricomycetes, Russulales, Peniophoraceae.
AUGUCGCUCAGCGCGUCCCUUGAACGUCUCUCCAACUACCGCAUUAAGAACACACGCGCUUCGCGGGAUAUAUUCGACAAGGGUCGGCCUAUAUUAGAACAAAGACUAGACAGUCUGGGCGAUGAGAAAUGGACUUUCCUGGAGCAAUUCGCGCUUGCAGCCAUUGACAUCGGUCGUCUGGACACCGCCGAGCAAUGCCUGAACCUGCUUGCCGUACAGUUUCCAGACUCUCCUCGAGUUCAAUGUCUGGAGGGUAUCCUGGAGGAGACAAGGUCUCCCGCCAACGCGCAACACUUCUAUGAGAAGCUACUGGCGGAAGACGGAACAAAUGGUGCCGCGUGGAAGCGGCUAGUAGCUGUACUGAGAAGGCAAGGACAGAUUGACAAGGCCGUGCGAGAGUUGUCGGAAUACCUGGACACUUUCUACAACGAUGUUGAAGGCUGGUUGGAGCUCGCUGACAUCUACGCAUCAUGCAACCAGUACACAUACUCCCUCCAGUCACUAUCCCACGCGCUACUCCUUGCGCCUCAGAACCCAUUUUACUACUUGAAGGCCGCGGAGACUGCAUACACGGCAGGGGACGUCACACUUGCACUCAAGUACUUCCUCAUGACGGUCGAUAUGACUGAUGAUACCGGUGACAAGCCUGCCAAAGACUCUGUCCCAACCGGCAUCACGCUGCGAGCAUGGUAUGGCGUUGAACUUUGCACGCGCAGGUUACAGGCGGAGAACAAGCUUGCCUCACAAUCGGAGUCCGACACCGCUGCGUCAAACCAUCUACCAGCCUUGCAUAAACUCGCGACCAAGAUGCUUGCAAUGGCGUACGGAUCAAAAGAUGCCGCGACCUCGGUCGAGGCCACACGUAGAUUACUUGCAUAG